CCUUAUUGAAUCAAGCAAGAUCCCCGCGAUCCUUCCGCAUCGCUUUCACUGAUCCUAAACACAUUUUAUUCCGCCAGGAUCCCGCAAUGUUCCGCAAAGACUCAGUACAAUGGGCGUUGAAUUAUGUCGGCCUCGGUGGCUCCGCCGAAGAAGAACAGCAAUCCAACAGUGCCGUUCGGGCGCUGCCGUCGAACUGGUACACAUCAGAGGAGAUGUACAGCCUUGAACGACGUGCCAUCUUCUCUAGAAAGUGGCAGCUCAUCACACAUAAGGUCAGGCUCGGCCAGCCUGGCGACUGGCUCAAGUUCGACAUUGCUGGCUUUCAAUUCAUCUUGGUCAAGGACCGACAAGGAAACAUCAAUGGCUUCCACAAUAUCUGCCGCCACCGUGCCUUCCCUGUGAUCCAGCCAGGUAGUGACUCUGGUUGUGCGAAGAUCUUUUCAUGCAAAUAUCACGGCUGGUCGUAUGGUCUCAAUGGAAGGCUCGCAAAGGCACCUGGCUACCAAGACACCCAAGAUUUUGAUAAGUCCAAGAAUGGUCUUCUUCCCAUUCAUGUCCGGGUCGACCACGUCGGCUUUGUCUGGGUGAACCUCGAUGCUAAGGAAGUUCCUGAAGUUCCGUGGGAGGCCGACUUCGAUGGCAUUGACAAGCAGGAACGAUAUAAGGACUUCAACUUCGAUGACUACAUCUUCGACCAUACCUGGCAGAUGGACGGUGACUAUAACUGGAAAAUUCUUGCCGACAACUAUAAUGAGUGCUAUCACUGCGCAACAACACAUCCCGACAUCCCUGCGGUCGCAAAUCUUGACUCUUACGAUGUGACGACCAAGUUCUGCCAGAUCAUCCACGACCCAGCUACCACGGAAGAGCAGCGCAAGAAGGGUUUGAUCAUUGCUUCGACUUACUACUUCCCCAACGUAUCAACCAACAUCACUCCUCACUUCUUCAUGAUCCAGCGUUUCGUUCCACAUGGUCCAACAAGGUCAACGAUGUCCUACCAGGUCUUCCGCAACAAGAAUAGCUCCGAAGAGGACUUCCAGCUCGUCAACAACAUAUACAAGCGUGUCAUGUCCGAGGACAAGUACCUUUGUGACCAAGCCCAGAAGAAUCUCAACGCCGGUGUCUUUAUCAACGGCGAGAUGCAUCCCAAGAUGGAGAAAGGACCGCUUUAUUUCCAGAAGACCAUCCGCGAAACUGUCACGGAACAUCACGCGCGCGAGCAAAAGGCUAAAGGCGAAAUCUGGCCUGCCAAGCAACGUCUCCCAGAGACCAAGAGUGGUCUUGGUUCGCAGAAGGAUAUCGAUUUCUGCAAUGGACUGAAAUGCGAAAAUCAGCCGAGAGAAGAGCUUGCGUGGUAAUAGGGGCUUGAGACGAUAUGACUCGACGGCUGCUGAUGAUAGAUGAGCAUUGUGAUGAUGAAUUAGCGUUGAACGACCUGCAUUGUGGGAGGUGGGCAUGGCGUUUGAAGGAGUUUUCGAUGCAAUACACCUGCAUCAUGUACGUCUCGAGGAUGCUGUUCUAGCAUGUGUUUGUGUUGACCUUGGGGCUUAGCGAUCAUUCUUUGCUUUGUACACAGUUCGAUUGGUGUUGCAAGCUGCACCUAAUAUGUCCGCUCAUAACGAUGAGCUUUUGUCGAUGUCACAUAUGGCGUUCUAUCUAUGUCUCAUGAUGAUCUUUUGAUGUCCACAC
Messenger RNA from Pseudocercospora fijiensis CIRAD86, 1689 nucleotides. RefSeq lists its product as uncharacterized. Bases 87 to 1358 code for a protein of 423 amino acids. The record is from RefSeq and is a predicted model, not a curated record. NCBI's taxonomy places the organism in Eukaryota, Fungi, Ascomycota, Dothideomycetes, Mycosphaerellales, Mycosphaerellaceae. Gene Ontology annotation, molecular function: iron ion binding; 2 iron, 2 sulfur cluster binding. The transcript has 2 exons.